CGGCGAAGGCAGCGCAGUCCGGGCCGGGAGCCCAGCCCGCGCCGAGCCCGCUCUGCCCGGCCCCAUGGGCGCCCCGCGCCGGCCGCCGCCGCCGCCGCUGCUGGGGCUGGUGCUGGUGCCGGUGCUGGCCGCGCUGUGCGGGGCGGGCCGGGCGCAGCCCGACGGCGCGAACCGCAGCCUGCCCCAGCCCCAGCCCCAGCCCCUGCCCUUGACCCUGACCCUGGGCGCCGUGCUGCCCGAGCGCAACCUGAGCUACGCGUGGGCCUGGCCGCGCGUGGGCCCGGCCGUGAGGCUGGCGCUGGAGGCGCUGCGCCGCGCCGAGCUGCUGCCGCGGGCGCUGACCGUGCGCACCCGCUUCCUCAGCUCCGAGCUGGACGGCAUCUGCUCCGAGGACGUGGCGCCGCUGCAGGCCGUGGACCUGCGGCUCUACCACGACCCCGACGUGCUGCUGGGCCCGGGCUGCGUGUACCCCGCGGCCGCCGUGGGCCGCUUCGCCGCGCACUGGCGCCUGCCGCUCGUCACGGCCGGGGCGGUGGCCGCGGGCUUCGGGCAGAAGCGGCUCCAGUACCGCACCACGGUGCGCACCGGCCCGUCCGCGCCGCAGCUCGGCGCCUUCGCGGCGCGGCUCCACGGCGCCUUCAACUGGAGCGCGCGCGCCGCGCUGCUCUACGCCGACCGCAAGACCGACGACCGGCCCUACUACUUCACCAUCGAGGGCGUGUACCAGGCGCUGCAGGACGGCGCCAGCCUGGCCGUGCGCUACCACCUCUACGCGCCCGACGACGGCGGCGCCCACAGCGCCGUCGCCUUCAUCAAGACCAGCGCCCGCGUGAUCUACAUCUGCGGCCCCCUGGAGAUGCUGCACCGGGUGAUGACGCUGGCACAGCGCGAGAACCUGACCAAUGGCGAUUAUGUCUUCUUCUACGUGGACGUUUUCGGGGAGAGCCUGCGGGCUGACACCACCCGUGGCGCCUUCAUGCCCUGGCAGAACAACGAGAGCCAGGAGCCGGGGCUGCGCCAGGCCUUCCAGACGGUGCUGGUGAUCACGUACCACGAGCCGCAGACGCCCGAGUACCAGCACUUCCAGACCCAGCUGAUCCGGCGGGCCAAGGAGGACUUUGGCGUGGAGCUCAACUACUCACUGAUGAACCUGGUGGCAGGCUGCUUCCACGACGGGGUGCUGCUGUAUGCCAUGGCGCUGAACGAGACGCUGAGCGAGGGCAGCUCCAAGAAGGACACCACCCGCAUCCUGCAGAAGAUGCGCAACCGCAAGUUCCAGGGGGUCACAGGGCUGGUGAGCAUGGACGGCAACAACGACCGCGACACAGACUUCAACCUGUGGGCCAUGGGCGACCUGGCCAGCGGCGUCUUCGAGGUGGCGGGGCACUACGUGGGCGCGGAGAAGCAGAUUGUCUGGCUGCGGCCCAUUCCCUGGGUGAAGGGCGCGCCCCCCCUGGACAACCCCCCCUGCGUCUUCGACGUCGACGACCCCUCCUGUGACCGAACCCCCCUCUCCACGCUGGCCAUCGUGGCCCUGGGCACAGGCCUCACCUUCGUCAUCUUCGGCAUCUCCAGCUUCCUGAUUUUCAGGAAGCUGAUGCUGGAGAAGGAGCUGGCCAGCAUGCUGUGGCGCAUCCGCUGGGACGAGCUGCAGUUCGGGAGCACCGACCGCUGCCACAAAGGGGCUGGCAGCCGGCUCACACUCUCCCUGCGCGGCUCCAGCUACGGCUCCCUGAUGACGGCCCACGGCAAGUACCAGGUCUUUGCCAACACCGGACACUUCAAGGGGAACGUCGUGGCCAUCAAGCAUGUCAACAAGAAGCGGAUCGAGCUGACGAGGCAGAUACUCUUCGAACUGAAGCACAUGCGGGACAUCCAGUUCAACCACCUGACCCGCUUCAUCGGGGCCUGCAUCGACCCGCCCAACCUCUGCAUCGUGACGGAGUACUGCCCGCGGGGCAGCCUGCAGGACAUCCUGGAGAACGAGAGCAUCAACCUGGACUGGAUGUUCCGCUACUCGCUCAUCAACGACAUCGUCAAGGGCAUGGCCUUCCUGCACAACAGCAUCAUCGGGCACCACGGCAGCCUCAAGUCGUCCAACUGCGUGGUGGACAGCCGCUUCGUGCUCAAGAUCACCGACUACGGACUGGCCAGCUUCCGCGCCGCGCCCGACGCCGACGAUGCCCACGCGCUCUACGCCAAGAAGCUAUGGACAGCGCCCGAGCUGCUGCAGAAGGGGCAGCUGCCCACCCAGGGCAUGCAGAAGGCCGACGUCUACAGCUUCGGCAUCAUCCUGCAGGAGAUCGCCCUGCGCAACGGCCCCUUCUACGUCGAGGGCAUGGACCUGAGUCCCAAGGAGAUCGUGCAGAAGGUGCGGCACAGCCAGGCGCCGUUCUUCCGGCCCUCCAUCGACCUGGGCGUGCACAGCGAGGAGCUGGCCCUGCUCAUGGAGCGCUGCUGGGCCCAGGAGCCGGCCGAGCGCCCCGACUUCAGCCAGGUCAAGGUCUUCAUCCGCCGCUUCAACAAGGAGGGCAGCACCAGCAUCCUGGACAACCUGCUGUCGCGCAUGGAGCAGUACGCCAACAACCUGGAGAAGCUGGUGGAGGAACGGACGCAGGCCUACCUGGAGGAGAAGCGCAGGGCCGAGAACCUGCUCUACCAGAUCCUGCCCCACUCCGUGGCCGAGCAGCUGAAGCGCGGGGAGACGGUGCAGGCCGAGGCCUUUGACAGCGUCACCAUCUACUUCAGUGACAUCGUUGGCUUCACAGCGCUGUCGGCGGAGAGCACCCCCAUGCAGGUGGUGACGCUGCUGAACGACCUGUACACCUGCUUUGACGCCAUCAUCGACAACUUUGAUGUCUACAAGGUGGAGACGAUCGGCGACGCCUACAUGGUGGUGUCGGGGCUGCCAGUGCGCAACGGCAAGCUGCACGCCCACGAGAUCGUGCGCAUGGCGCUGGCGCUGCUCGACGCCGUGCGCACCUUCCGCAUCCGGCACCGGCCCAGCGACCAGCUGCACCUGCGCAUCGGCAUCCACACCGGCCCGGUGUGCGCCGGGGUCGUGGGGCUGAAGAUGCCGCGGUAUUGCCUCUUUGGGGACACGGUGAACACGGCCUCGCGCAUGGAGUCCAACGGGCAGGCCCUGAAGAUCCACGUCUCCUCCACCACCAAGGAGGUCCUGGACGAGUUUGGCUGCUUCGAGCUGGAGCUGCGCGGGGACGUAGAAAUGAAGGGGAAGGGGAAGAUGCGGACGUACUGGCUGCUGGGCGAGAGGAAGAACAACAUGGUCGCCUGAGCCCUCCGGCCGUGGAGCCCUUGCCACAUCCCCGACUGCCGCGCGCUGCCGAUGGACUGCAGGUCAGCGGGACCCAUGCCCGCCCUGCCCGCGCCGGCCGCUCUGCACCCGGUGCCCGCGCCCAGGACGGGGUAGAGCAGACCCAGCCCUGACUGGCAGCAGCAGAGCCGGCGUCACCACGGCACAGCCCUGGGCCCGCGGCUGCUCUUCCCUGCGCGGGGGCGGGCAGGAACAGGCCAGGGCCUGGGGGCGCACCUGCUGAGUCUCCCCGUGACCCUGCCCCGACUGCCCCCUCCUCCCCUCCCCGGGCUCAGCUGGCCCGAGCCCCUGCUGCCCCCACUCGGCUGGCCGAGCCCUGCGCCCCCCCCCCCCCCCCCGGGCACUUUGCCUGCUUUUUUUUCAGGACUCGCUAACCCCCCACCGCGAGCGUCAGGGGCUCCUGCCCAGGCUGGCCCCACAGCAGAGCGGGGCGGGAGGCACCGCCGGGGCCAGUGCAGCUGCUCCCCCAGCCCAGGAAGCGCCCCACGCUCCUCCUGCCCACUGUAAAUACCCCAUGGGCCACGACCCCUGCUCCCCCUUGUAAAUAUAGGAGUCAGACGGUGCACACUAUUUUGGUGAAAUACAGACCUCCCCCAACA
Molecule: messenger RNA, 3933 nt
Organism: Alligator mississippiensis (American alligator)
Lineage: Eukaryota; Metazoa; Chordata; Crocodylia; Alligatoridae
Product: atrial natriuretic peptide receptor 2
Exons: 22
Coding region: 65-3295 (1076 amino acids)
Biological process (GO): cGMP biosynthetic process; receptor guanylyl cyclase signaling pathway; intracellular signal transduction
Cellular component (GO): membrane
Molecular function (GO): guanylate cyclase activity; peptide hormone binding; natriuretic peptide receptor activity
Source: RefSeq, a predicted model, not a curated record